AUGUCGGCAUGCACCGUUAACAAACCGUCGACGUUGGCGCCUUUACCAAACGGAUUGCAUCAUGGCCUGACAGCAGUAACUAUUCUAGCUCUUCUCUCGCUGGUCACCUCAUCGGCACUGUUCCUUCAUCUCUCGUACCGUCUUCUGGUCCUAGGCCACCGACGGCGUACGAAUCAUCCUCAGCAUGCUCACGCCAAUCAAUUCAUCAUCCUCAUCUUCAAUCUGGUCCUCGCGGACAUUCAACAAUCAGUGGCAUUUGCUCUCAAUGCCGAAUGGAUAACCACCAAUAGCAUCACGGCCGGUACGGCCACUUGCUGGGCACAAGGCUGGUUCGUCAGUACGGGAGACCUCGCUUCAGGAGUCUUCACUUUCGCCAUCGCCGUCCACUCCUUUGCCGACAUUGUCUGCUCGUAUCGACUCUCACGGCCAAUGUUCCUGAUCACCAUAGCCCUCCUAUGGACCUUUGUUUACUUGGCAGCUCUCAUCGGAAUCGCCAUGCACCCGGCCGACUUCUACACUCGCGCGGGAUCCUGGUGCUGGAUCAACGCGGCCUACAUUAACGAAAGAUUGUGGCUGCACUACUUCUGGGUGAUCAUCAGCGAGUUCGGAACAUUGGUCAUCUACACUAUCAUCCUUCUUAUCCUAAGCAAGAAAUCAUCGACACCCGCUUCCCGCGCCGCCAAACUCAUAGUCGCCUAUCCGAUCAUCUACGUGGUGUGCACCCUACCGCUCGUGGUCGCACGCUUACGGAGUAUGGCGGGCCAGAACGUGUCGUUCGAGGAACUCUGCGUUGCAGGCGCCAUGAUCACGAGCAACGGGUGGCUGGACGUAUUGUUGUACUGCCUCACCCGCCGAGCACUCAUCUUUGGAUCCGACGAAAUGCUCGGCGACAUCACGGCGCUGGACACUUUCAACACCGACAGCAACUGGCGACCCGACUUCGCAUUCGGCACAACCACCACCAUCGAAGCAAACAGACAAGCAGCGAGCGGCGGAUCUCCCACAGUACGACCAAGCAUGGAGGCCCUGUUCGGCAAGCACGGGCGGUCAAGAUCAGUGAAGACGGAGACGGUGGUGGAAGUUCAAUCAGAGAUCAUGCCACCAGAAGCCGUGUAUCUGGCGGAGAAGUCGAGGAGGAAGAGGGUGCGGAUGGAAAAAUGA
Messenger RNA from Zasmidium cellare ATCC 36951, 1161 nucleotides. RefSeq lists its product as uncharacterized. Bases 1 to 1161 code for a protein of 386 amino acids. The transcript has 3 exons. The record is from RefSeq and is a predicted model, not a curated record. NCBI's taxonomy places the organism in Eukaryota, Fungi, Ascomycota, Dothideomycetes, Mycosphaerellales, Mycosphaerellaceae. Gene Ontology annotation, molecular function: G protein-coupled receptor activity. Gene Ontology annotation, cellular component: plasma membrane. Gene Ontology annotation, biological process: adenylate cyclase-activating G protein-coupled receptor signaling pathway.